Molecule: messenger RNA, 483 nt
Organism: Schistosoma turkestanicum
Lineage: Eukaryota; Metazoa; Platyhelminthes; Trematoda; Strigeidida; Schistosomatidae
Source: the annotation of a GenBank genome assembly
AUGUAUCAUAAUAAAGAGUCAAAUAAUAUGAUACAAUGUAGUUCAUGCUCUAAUUCUGAACUUGACUAUAAAUUUGAUUGUGAAUAUUCUAUUCGUUAUGAUAAUCUUCAAAAUUCAAGAAGUUUGAAACUAGUUGACACAAAUAGUGUUCUUCAUACGCCUGAUACUUGGUUAUUAGAUAAUAGUAAACUUUCAAACAUAGAGCACAACAGAAUCUGCUCAGAAUCCAUUGAUAAGCCUUCCGGUACAGGAUUACAAAUACUUUUAUCAACUAUUUAUGAUCAAUACUCAUUGAUUUUUUCUAAUCCUAAAGACAAUGUGACGAAAAAAGUUCGUCUUCAACACGUUCCAAUUCAGAAGCCAGCAAGCGAUCGGAUCGUUAUAUUCGUGAUAUCGAUAUACUUGAAGUUGCUGGAGUUCCAUUUUCAUAUGGAGAUGUUGGAUAUUCGACAUAUUCAUAAUUCAUUUGGUGCUGUUCGGUAA